AUGUUACAAGCUAAUCCACUUGAUAAACUAUUAAUUGAUGCAGUAGAAAGUGCAGAUAUAGAAAAAGUCAAGCAUUUAUUAAACGAAGGAGCGAAUCCUAAUGCCAUAAGAUUAAACCAAAAAGAAUACAUUGUUAAUCUUGUAUUGGGUAAAUCAUUUCUUCCUCAGUUCGGCAUUGCUCAUGAAAGUAAUCACAUAUCAGCUUUGGGUUAUGCUAUUAAUCUUGCACACACGGAAAUUGCUACGCUGCUUAUUGACAACGGGGCAGACUUCAAUGGUUAUAGUCAUUCUGCUGCUGAAAUCACACAUCUACAUAAUGCUUCUGCACUUGGUCGCAUAGAGAUAGUUAAGCUACUUCUAGGUUGUGAUAUAGAUACUGGUGCUCGAAACAUAGGCGGAUAUACAGCCUUACAUUCGGCUGUCCGCUCUUUUGAUUAUUUUGGAGAUGGAACAAAAAUAGUAAAAGAAAUAGUUAAUUUGCUUCUUAAUGGCAGAGUAGCAAUUGAUGCUCAAGAUAAAGAUGGAAAGACAGCUCUACAUAUUGCAGCUACAUACAAGCGUGUAGAAAUAACUGAACUGCUCCUUGAUCGUGGAGCUGCAGAUGUUAAAGAUAGAGAUGGCAAUACCGCUCUACAUGAUGCUGCUACUUCUAUAUAUAACAAUGCAAAAACUGUAAGUUUGCUUUUAAAAUAUAAUUUAGAUGUUAACGCUAAGAAUAAAGAUGGUAAAACACCAAUCAGUGCCGGAUUAAAGAACAAGAUUCUUCCUUCUGACCCUACUUUAAAAGCAGAUGUUCUCUUUACUUUUUUAAUUUACGGUGCCACCUUAAAUGAUGGUGAUAGAGACAAGAUAAAUAAAGAACCUGACCUGCGAAAUUGUUUAACAGCAUUUGAAAAAAUCAAAGCAAUGCCUCAUUGGGGUAAUUUAAUAGGAGUAAACGGGAAUAGAAGUACAAGUACUAUUGUUCAAUAUAUAAAUGAUGAAAAUAAAGGGCAGGAGCUGAUUGAAGAAUUCAAAAACAUCAAAAAAGAUUAUAGUUCUCAGGAAUUUAUACAUGAAAGCUUUGCUAGAAACUUGCGUUACUUUGCCGGUGUAUUAAAAGAAGGAGAACGGACUAAGCUUCUUUCUGAUGUAGCAUCAAGUCGAAUAUUGUCAUAUAUAACAAGUAAUAGAGAUCUAAAUAAUCUUAAUUUAGCAUAUUUUAGUGAUAUCACUGGAAGCGAGUAUGAUAAAUCAAAGACACCAGGGAACUUACAACUUAAGCAAGAGGCAUUUGAAGAAUAUAAACAAAGUGAAGCAGCAGCAGCAAAUGCAUUACUUGAUAAGCUAAAAAGUUGUAAUAAAGAAAGUAAUUUAUUACAAAAUGCGAAUUCUUCACAGCCACAUUUACAGAUGCAGAAAGUUAGCCCAGAAGAAGACAAUUUACUACAAAACGCAAAUUCUUCACAAUCCUUCUCUGCAAGUAAACAAGCAAAAAAGACUAGUCCAAUAAAAAAAGCUAUGUGUAGUACUAUUCCUUUUAUAGCAGUAGGAAUUUACACUGCAGUAGUUUUAUAUUAUGAUACAACUCUUGAUCCCAUUAUCGCUGCUGGCAUUUUUAUUGGAGCAGCAGUUUUUGUAGCUGCAUGCUUUGCUGUAAUGAAAAUCUGUGAAAAAAAAGCAGAACUCAGACACAGGUACACGUAUCGUUUCUGA
Messenger RNA from Sipha flava (yellow sugarcane aphid), 1695 nucleotides. Its product is annotated as delta-latroinsectotoxin-Lt1a-like. The coding region runs from base 1 to 1695 and encodes 564 amino acids. The record is from RefSeq and is a predicted model, not a curated record. Gene Ontology annotation, molecular function: protein binding. NCBI's taxonomy places the organism in Eukaryota, Metazoa, Arthropoda, Insecta, Hemiptera, Aphididae. The transcript is spliced from 2 exons.